Messenger RNA from Podospora anserina S mat+, 1863 nucleotides. RefSeq lists its product as uncharacterized. Bases 1 to 1863 code for a protein of 620 amino acids. The transcript has a single exon. The record is from RefSeq and is a predicted model, not a curated record. Lineage: Eukaryota; Fungi; Ascomycota; Sordariomycetes; Sordariales; Podosporaceae.
AUGGCAAUGGUCGUGGAGUUUGGAAACGAAGGCCAAUCCAUCUAUUUUCGCUAUCAAGGUUCCUACCUCCGGGACUCCGAGGGGAACCUUGUUCACUGCACCGGCUCUCAAAAGCAAUGGGUUCAGGACAAUUGGUCAACAAUCCGGUCGAGCCACAGCAAGCCCGAUGCCAAAAUAUACCAAUCAUCGUCCCCCGAUGGUCAGGGCUACACCACAGCCAUCAUGAUUGGAAACCAUGGACGUAUUGUGGACGGGGACGCGUUUGAGAAAUUUUUCGUCGACCUCCUCCUCACCCAGGCCGACCUCACGACCCAUACCCUGCCAGUCUCAGCAGCAGGAGAGGAUGCCGAUAUCGAAGCUAUAACCGAGCAGAUAGUGGACCUCUUCGACAGUUAUCUCAGGUACGACGGUGGCAAGGGUGACCAAUGGAAGGUCUCGGGCCGCAAGUACUUUACACAACGGGUGCGCCACUUUACAUCACGCAAGGCCAAACUCGAGAUGUGUCUUCCUGCAUUUCCAUGCAAGUCAUCCAAUCCCGACAAGGUUACUGGCCCAGAUCCAGAUCGUGGUGAAGAGCUUGCCUUGGAGAGGCUGCACGGUUUUGUCACCGAAAUCGAAAAGAUUUACAUGCCUGGCGCCAAACUAUGGGUUAUCAGUGACGGACACGUCUUUAGCGACUGCAUUGGUGUCGAUGACAGCGAGGUGGACAGGUAUACCGCCUUGCUCAAAGAUAUAAACCGGGAGGUUGGCUCUCAUUUCGGGGAUCCUGAUCGUAUAGGCUUCAAGUCUCUCGUUGAGCUCUUCCAACUGGCGUCCCGGAACGAUGACCUUUCCACUCUAGCAUCCCGGCUUAGCCUUCCCCCCAUUGAACACCACCUAGACACCAAGAUUACUGAGGAAGCCGAGCUCUGUAGGCGGAUGCUUGUUGCGGGGUCCGGGCCUCGUAAAGAGGCUAUUCGGGCAAAGAUUGAUUCCAAGGAUGCCACAAUCACCCGUCUGUACCGCGGCUUUUCCAAGUUCGUGCUCGAGGAUCUGGAAAACCACCCGCUGACCCAAAGGAUGUCACGGUCCAAGCAAAAGAAGCUGUCAGCCAAGGUGGCCUUCGAGAUGAUUGUACGCAACCACGCCUACUCCAACCUCGUCGAGAUGCUGUUUCCCAACUAUAUCCGGCUAUCCAUCCACGCACACAACAAUGCCGGUCCCAAGUUUGGCAUCCAGCUUGUGGACCCCGCCAAGGUACGGGCCGUCACCUCCCUUUCGGCCGACGGCGAACUCAUGACUUCGAUCGACCUGCUCCAUGUGCCCACCCCCUGGCACAACUGUGUGGUGGCGCUCCAAGGGAGUGAAAUGAUGCUGAUGACCAAGGCCAAACUCGCCCGCGCCGCCCUGAGCAAGGGCUCCUUCACUGGCUCUCUCACCAAAACUGACUCUGGCCGAGCAUACUUUGAGCUCACCAAGCCGCCAAAGAGGCCGAUUGUGGUCACCAUGUCGGAGAAGAUUGGGCCCCUCUUCAACAGGGUCUCGACACCCAUCCGCUCCUCGCCGCAGUUGUUCAGGCAAGCCACGCUUUCCAUGUCAGAGGCCAUGAAGAGUUCGUCUCCGAGUGUGCCAAAAGCCCGAGGUCCGCAGGGGCCCAUGACAGCGGCUCCGAGGGUGGGAAAGAGAAUGUUUACCUUUUCAGAAAAAACCGUGGCGGCUUCCAAUCAGCAGACCAUUCCACCAAAUCCAGCUGUAACCCCACAGUCCGCUGGAACCAAGAAGAGAUAUACCUUCUUUGGGUUGUCAUCCGCUGCGGAAAAGAGCAACGACGUGGCAGUCGUGACUAUUUUGCCGGUUGUAAAAUCGCCUGCACCUGUCCUGUAA